This is a messenger RNA of Symbiodinium sp. CCMP2592, 993 nucleotides long. The record is from the annotation of a GenBank genome assembly. Lineage: Eukaryota; Dinophyceae; Suessiales; Symbiodiniaceae.
AUGUCCCUGGCAUCUCUGCUGAGCUUGGGACGGAAAGACGAGCCUUCCAAGCCGCCACCACCGGAAAAGCCAAAGCCUGCGCCUGCAUCAUCAGCAGCAAGCGGGACGACAGCUAGUAUAGUUCAGAAUGAAGAGGACAGGAAACUUGCUUUGGAACUCGCAGAGAAGCAGGCUGAUCUGUUGAGCGAGGAGAUGCUGAUCAAGGAGGCUGAGGAAGAGGCCGCAAAGGAACGAGAGAUAGAAGAGGCGGCGAAGGCAGCCGCAGCGUUGGCGCACAAGCAGAAACUGCAGGCUGCAAGCACCGGCGCAAACCCGUUUAGCACCGGCGGUCGAGUAUACCAGCCUGGUGUCUUCGUUUGUGAUGAGAGAUCGGGUCACAAGCCCCAAGGUGCUGUGUCCUUCAUGCCUUCUGCGCAGGAGUGGCUGCCACCUGGGACAAUGCUUCCUGCCGGGUUUCAGGGUGGACAACCGCAAUUUCGACAGCUGGCUCCAGUCAUGCUGGGCAAUGAGCAAGCGCGGAUGAAAAUGCCGGCCACCUUCAUGCCAGGUGGUCCUGGAGCACCACCGCCAGUCCAUAUACCUCCUCGCGAACGGUCCAGAUCGCGAGACCGACAGGGAGCAUGGGAGGAAGCCGCAGGUGCCCCAGCAGCGCCAGCAGCUCCAGCAGCUCCAGCAGCAGAAUGGCACGGAGCCCAUCCUGCUCAAGCUCCUGCAUGGCAGCCACCGCCGCACCCGGCUCCAGAAUGGCAACACGCCGUCCAAGCGGCCGCAGCAACAGCGGAGUGGCAUCCAGCCCAUCCUGCUCCAGCUCCUGCGUGGCAGCCGCCACCGCACCCCGCCCAAGCAGUCCCAACCCCAGCAGAAUGGCAUCCAGCUCAUGCUCCUCCGGCCCCGUCCUGGCAGCCGCCACCAAGUCCGGGCCAGGAAUGGUUCCAAGCCUGGGCCGCGUGGCCACCGCAGUGGAACGGUGCUGGACCCACACUGCCCGGCUGA